This is a messenger RNA of Coniosporium apollinis CBS 100218, 894 nucleotides long. Its product is annotated as MC family mitochondrial carrier protein. Gene Ontology annotation, molecular function: L-ornithine transmembrane transporter activity. The record is from RefSeq and is a predicted model, not a curated record. Gene Ontology annotation, biological process: mitochondrial L-ornithine transmembrane transport. NCBI's taxonomy places the organism in Eukaryota, Fungi, Ascomycota, Dothideomycetes. The transcript is spliced from 3 exons. Bases 1 to 894 code for a protein of 297 amino acids.
AUGGCCCAGGCGGAGCAUGAACUUGAGGCGGAAGGCCAGGGCCUGAAGCGGACCCUUAAGGAUUUGUUUGCAGGUGCUGCUGGAGGUGUUGCGCAGGUCUUGUUAGGCCAACCCUUUGACAUCGUAAAGGUCCGAUUACAGACCACCACAAACUACAAAAACGCCCUCGACGCCGCCACCAAAAUCUACCGCAAUGAAGGCGCAACCGCCUUCUACAAAGGCACCCUAACCCCUCUCCUCGGCAUCGGCGCCUGUGUCUCCAUCCAAUUCGGCGCCUUCCACUACGCUCGCCGGGCCUUCGAAGCCCGCAACUCCUCCCAGUCCCCUCUGGCCUCCCCGACGCUGUCUUACGGCCAGUACUACCUCUCCGGCGCCUUCGCCGGCAUCGCCAACUCCGUCAUCUCUGGUCCGAUCGAGCACGUCAGGAUUCGGUUGCAGACGCAGCCGCAUGGCGCGAAGAGGCUGUAUAAUGGCCCGAUCGACUGCAUCCGGAAACUGUCGGCCCAUGAGGGCGUGCUUAAGGGGUUGUAUCGCGGCGAGCUUGUCACGGUCCUUCGUGAGGCCCAGGCGUACGGCGUGUGGUUCCUCACGUUCGAGUAUCUGAUGAAUGCGGACGCAGCGCGCAAUGGUAUUAGGCGUGAUGAGGUGAGUACGCCGAAAGUGGCGUUUUAUGGGGGUUUGGCAGGCGAGGCGCUGUGGAUCGCUAGCUAUCCGUUCGAUGUGAUCAAGAGCAAGAUGCAGAGUGAUGGAUUUGGUAAGGAGAUGAAGUAUCGCAGCAUGAGCGAUUGCUUCCGGCAAACGUGGGCGAGGGAGGGGUUUAGGGGGUUUUGGAAGGGGUUGGCGCCGACGCUGUUGAGGGCUAUGCCGGUCAGCGCGGGCACUUUUGCUGUGUGA